Messenger RNA from Microplitis mediator, 1445 nucleotides. RefSeq names its product tRNA N(3)-methylcytidine methyltransferase METTL6. The transcript is spliced from 12 exons. Bases 136 to 948 code for a protein of 270 amino acids. NCBI's taxonomy places the organism in Eukaryota, Metazoa, Arthropoda, Insecta, Hymenoptera, Braconidae. The record is from RefSeq and is a predicted model, not a curated record.
AUCUUGCGUCCAUGGUACAAAUUAUUAAUAAUUCCCUGUACUUCUUUCUUUGGCUCACCGUUUCCGUACACACACGAGUCCUCAGUGACCCGAAGCCUCGGCCAUUUCGUAACGAGAUCCUCAGCGGAAUUAAUAAUGGAAAAUUCAAAAGCGGACUUAACCUCCGGCCACGUGCCGAAGAAAUUGACCCAAGAGGAAAUUAACAAAAUGCGUGCGCAGGAUUCGCGGUUGGUGCCGGAAAAUCGGGCAUUGAUGUUAGAAAAAGAUGCUAAAAAAUACUGGGAUUUAUUUUACAAACGUAACGACACGCGGUUUUUCAAAGACCGCCAUUGGACGACACGUGAAUUCGCGGAAUUAGUGACUAUGAGUUCCCGCGACGGAUCAAUAUUUGAAGUCGGAUGCGGCGUCGGGAAUUUAAUUUAUCCCUUGUUAGAAGACGGAUUAAAUUUUAAACGUAUAUAUGUCUGCGAUUUAUCUCCGCGAGCUAUCGAUUUUGUCAAGACCCACAGUCUCUAUGAUGAGAAUAAAAUAAAAGCAUUUCAAACUGAUGUUACUACGGAUAAUUGUUUUUCACAAGUCGAUCAGCACGUGGACGUCAUUACCUUGAUAUUUGUUCUGUCCGCCAUUCAUCCGGAUAAAUUUAAUAUGGUCGCUAAUAAUUUAUUCAACUGUAUGGCCAAGGACGGAGUCCUUUUAUUCAGGGAUUACGGACUCUAUGACAUGGCGCAGCUGAGGUUCAAACCGGGACACAAGAUUGCUGAUAACUUCUACAUGAGACAAGACGGAACGAGGAGUUAUUACUUUGCUACGGAAGAGGUCAAGAGCAUUUUCGAGUCGGUUGGCUUCGAGACGCUGACCUGCGAGUACGUGAACAGGCGCACGGUCAAUGUCAAAGAAAAUGUCGAUGUCCCGCGGAUUUUCGUUCAAGCGAAAUUCAAAAAACCUUGAGCAUGAACUCGAGAUGGGCUGAAUAAAUUGUCAAAAGUGGUCUCUAUUGUCAGAACCGAAAAUAAUCGCAGUCACCCAGCGUCAAAAAUGAUUACCAGACCUGAAGCAAUAAUAGACGGGUUACAAUCCAUCCUACCCCAGGGGCAAUUAAAUAUCAGAUUUCCAGAGCAUAAAUAAUUUAAAAUUUCCGGAAAAAGAAAUGAAUUAAGAGCUGAACCCGCUCGCUUGACCGGACCGUCAAUUAUUAAAUAAAACGGUGUCACAACCUCAGAUCUCUAGCCAGUCCAUCAGCUCCAGUACCCGAAAUCGAUCGCGGCUUCAAACCUGCGCAGCUGAAACAUUCACUCGGUUCUCUGGGAAUUGGAAUAAAUAAAAUGAUUAUUAAUUUAUAUAAAUAUAAGUAAUAAUUUAUUCACCUUGAGUUUGACGUCUUCUGUGGAUGGAAUUACCCAGAGGACAUCUUGUACAAUAAAUACAUAAAAACAAUAUAAAUACAG